AUGGAGGAACAAGUGGCUUGCCUUCAAAGUCGACUCAAUGAAAAGGAUGUCGCGUGCUUGGAGGCUGCCAGGAACAUCGAGUCAUGUGUUGGACAACUGCUUAACUGCGAGCGAGAUGCGAUCCCUGGUUUGUGCGCAAAAUUAAUGGAUAUCAGCAGCAACCUCACCGCUAGUACCGUCAACGGUAAUAACUCCACCCCAUCUCGAAGAAAUGACGACGAAGUGAUAGAACGACGCAGCAGUUUUAAUCGAGCUCCACCUCAACCUCGACAUAUUCAACGAGAGAACGAAAUGGUCGAUCUCAAAUUAUGGAUGACAAAGUGA
Molecule: messenger RNA, 324 nt
Organism: Cooperia oncophora
Lineage: Eukaryota; Metazoa; Nematoda; Chromadorea; Rhabditida; Trichostrongylidae
Source: the annotation of a GenBank genome assembly